Molecule: messenger RNA, 360 nt
Organism: Sciurus carolinensis (gray squirrel)
Lineage: Eukaryota; Metazoa; Chordata; Mammalia; Rodentia; Sciuridae
Gene: Clec2a
Product: C-type lectin domain family 2 member A
Source: RefSeq, a predicted model, not a curated record
AUGGCAACAAUUGCGCGGCACAGAGACUGGAUUGGAGUAGGAGAGAUGUGUUUCUCUUUUUCUAAUAAUACCAGAAAUUGGACAGCCAGUGAUAGAUACUAGAUACAGGGGUCACAACUUGCUCAGAUUGAUACCCAAAGGGAAAUGGAAUUUUUGAAGAAAUACACAGGAACUUCCAUGCACUGGAUUGGGCUGAGCAGGAAAGUGGGAGAGUCUUGGAAAUGGACAAAUGGUACCAUGUUCAAUGCUGGGUAUGAAAUAAGAAGAAAUGGAUUCUUUGUCCUGCAUACUGAUGGAGUUCAUAGUUCCAGGGGAUUAGUUGAUAUCACAUGGAUUUGCAGCAAACCUAAAUAUUUGUAG